AUGCUGAAAUUCGUCCUGGAUCCCGAGAGUGUGUGCGCCGAGACAGACGGGACCUCGGCCGAUGAUGUGGUGGAGCACGUGAAACUCGUUUCAGGCAUCCGCGCCGUCUUGGCGCCGCGCGACACGUGCAGCCAGUCGCAGCUGAAGUCCGCCCUCGUCGCACACGCUCGGGUGAAGGAGUCCAAGUGGCAGCUGGACGACACCGUGGAGAGCUGGGCCGAUCAGGCAAAGAUCAAGGCGCGAGACAGGGAGCCCUACGCGUGGCUGGAGGACCACUUCCCAGAG
Messenger RNA from Prorocentrum cordatum, 285 nucleotides. The record is from the annotation of a GenBank genome assembly. NCBI's taxonomy places the organism in Eukaryota, Dinophyceae, Prorocentrales, Prorocentraceae.